CUCCACUUUAUAAAUUCCAAAAAUAGCUUCCCCAUUUCAGGUUACACCUUUCCGUUGGUUGAUCCAACCUCCAAGUAAUCUUUCUUCCAUCUAUGUUUUAUAAUUUCCUUUUUUCUUUAUUCUCUUUGUUCCAUAUGCUGCUACUUCAUCAGUCACUGGUUUCUCUUUCUUAUCCUUUUUUUUUACCUGGGAAUUUUCCUCUAUCAGUUACAAUAUUCAUCAUUGCCCCUCUUUCCUUAUUUUGGUUUAUCGUGCACUCCCUUUCUUUUUUUCAUAUUUCCUCCUGUUCCUAUGUCUUCCUCUUACGUAUCUUCUCUUUAAAUGAUUUUUCCUUUUCUAUCCCUUGUUAACCGUUGCGCUCCCUUUUUUUCUCGACAACAGCUUGUCUUC
Messenger RNA from Radiomyces spectabilis, 390 nucleotides. RefSeq lists its product as uncharacterized. The record is from RefSeq and is a predicted model, not a curated record. The transcript has a single exon. The coding region runs from base 93 to 350 and encodes 85 amino acids. Lineage: Eukaryota; Fungi; Mucoromycota; Mucoromycetes; Mucorales; Radiomycetaceae.